Messenger RNA from Etheostoma spectabile (orangethroat darter), 936 nucleotides. Its product is annotated as olfactory receptor 11A1-like. Gene Ontology annotation, cellular component: membrane. The transcript has a single exon. Gene Ontology annotation, biological process: G protein-coupled receptor signaling pathway; detection of chemical stimulus involved in sensory perception of smell. The record is from RefSeq and is a predicted model, not a curated record. Gene Ontology annotation, molecular function: odorant binding; olfactory receptor activity; G protein-coupled receptor activity. Lineage: Eukaryota; Metazoa; Chordata; Actinopteri; Perciformes; Percidae. Bases 1 to 936 code for a protein of 311 amino acids.
AUGAUCAACUCUUCUCAGGUUCCAUAUUUCAUCCUCGGUGCCUACUUUGACACCGGGCUGUUUAAAUACCUGUUUUUCCUGAUUGUUAUGUCUCUAUAUGCUUUUAUUGUCUGUGCCAAUGUGCUGCUGGUUGUGGUUAUCUGUGUGAACAGGAGCUUACAUGAACCUAUGUACCUUUUUCUGGUCAGCCUGUUUGUAAAUGAACUGUAUGGUAGUACAGGGUUGUUUCCAUUCCUUCUGGUUCAGAUCCUCUCGGACAUUCACACUGUUUCUGCUCCCUUCUGCUUCCUGCAGAUCUUCUGUGUGUACUCUUAUGGAAGUAUAGAAUUUUUAAACUUAGCCGUCAUGUCUUAUGACAGAUAUCUUUCCAUCUGUUAUCCUCUGCAGUAUCACACUCGUAUGACAUAUAGGAAAGUUGCCGUGCUUAUCGCCGUAAUAUGGUUACUCGUAUUUUUAGUGAAUUUUUGCACGCUGCCUUUGAUUGUUCCUCUGCAGCUGUGUGGGAACGUCAUCAACAAAGUCUACUGUGAUAACCACUCUGUUGUCAAACUGGCCUGCUCUGAGGCCACGGUCAACAACAUCUAUGGACUCAUUGUUAGCGCCUUGUCAGUCUUUGUUCCUCUGAGUUUAAUCCUCUACUCCUACAUGAGGAUCCUUAAAGUGUGUUUUUCUGGUUCUAAGCAGACGAGACAGAAAGCUGUCAGCACCUGCACCCCCCACCUCGCUUCCCUCAUCAACUUUUCCUUUGGAGCUUGCUUUGAAAUAUUACAGAGCAGGUUUAAUAUGAGCAGUGUACCCAUGAUGAUGCGCAUUUUUUUAUCAUUAUACUUCCUUACAUGUCCGCCGCUCUUCAACCCUGUAAUGUACGGCCUGAAACUGUCUAACAUCCGAGUUGCAUGUAAAAAUCUACUUUCAAAUGUAUGCUUCUGGUGUUAG